[Torrubiella] hemipterigena is the source of this 5075-nucleotide messenger RNA. The record is from the annotation of a GenBank genome assembly. Lineage: Eukaryota; Fungi; Ascomycota; Sordariomycetes; Hypocreales; Clavicipitaceae.
GCGCACGAGACUGACAUAGCCGAGCAUCACCUCGUCAUUUAGUCGACCCUUUUCCUUAAAUCGCGGAUUUUUUUGUGGUUUGCGAAGAGACCAUGGAAUUCACGAUCCAGGUCUAAAGUUUCAAUAAUCAUAGCUACCGUUUCCCGCCUUUGCACUCGCCUAUUGUGCGUCGACAUAAAAAAGGACCCCUCCUUCACCCCCCUUUGGUAGAAACGCCGAAUCUGAACAGCAGCCAUUCUCUGAUACCAUCGACGUAUUUGGCUCCACAACAUGGCUGACUAUACCCAAUACCAUGCCCUUGGUCAUGGUGAAGUUAUCGAUCCGAACGACCCUAAUAAAACCACUGCGCCAGUUCCUCAGCAGUUCAGCCCUCCCGUUGCACCCAACCCUCAUCAAACCCAGUAUGGCGCCCCUCAAUACCAAGGUGGACAACCUGCUCUGAUGAGCAACCCACCUAUGGCUGGCCAAAUGUACGGGAUGCCUUCUGCCCAGCCUAAUGCGCAGAUGCCCCCUGCGGCACCAGAUGCCAACUUGGCCUCUCAAUUGGGAGACAUGAGCCUCGGCCAGAACACGAUACGCAAGAAGAAGAAGGAUCGCCAUGCUCACCACAAUAUUGAAGCUACCGGCUCAUCCCAGGCCUUUAAUGGCAUGCAGCCCGGUGCGAAUGCCGCCGAUCAAUUCAUCAACAACCCUGGCAAUGUUCCUGCUUUCGGUGGUCAGUUCGGUAGCAACCCAGUCACCCCGAAGCUCAACCAAGCCCAGUUUGGUGGCCCUGCCAACUCGUUUCAGAGCCCUGAUGGACCUAUCGACCCUGCAGGUCCCAAAGCAGGAUAUAAUUCCUCUGUUCCUGCUUCGCAAGUCCGCUCCGAGGACUUACCCAGCGUCCCGGUCGCUCGCGAUUCUAUCCAGCAGUACUAUCUGAAGAACGUGUAUCCUACUUUCGAGCGACAUGUCCCACCACCCGCCUCGAUUUCGUUCGUUGCCUUUGAUCAAGGUAACGCGUCGCCGAAGUUCGCUCGCUUGACAUUAAACAAUAUCCCAGCUACUGCUGAUGGCCUGACAGCCACGGGUCUGCCCUUGGGUCUGCUUUUACAGCCACUGGCACCGCUCCAGAGCGGAGAGGCAGAGAUUCCCGUUCUUGACUUUGGACCUACUGGUCCUCCACGUUGCAGAAGAUGCCGUGCAUACAUUAACCCCUUUAUGAUGUUUCGUUCCGGAGGAAACCGUUUCGUCUGCAAUCUCUGCACACAUCCCAACGAGACCCCCCCUGAAUACUUCUGCGCCACUAGCCCGCAAGGAGUUCGUGUUGAUCGCGACCAACGGCCUGAGCUCCACCGAGGAACUGUUGAGUUUAUCGUGCCGAAAGAAUACUGGACUCGAGAGCCAGUUGGCUUGCGAUGGCUCUUUGUUAUCGACGUCACUCAAGAAUCUUACAACAAGGGCUUCUUGGAAGCCUUUUGUGACGGUAUUCUCGCCGCUCUUUACGGCGGAGUCGAUGCUGAGAAGGACGAAAAUGGUGAAGUGAAGCGCAGGCUCCCUGAAGGUGCGAAGGUUGGCUUUGUCACUUAUGACAAGGAUAUUCACUUUUAUAACAUUAGCCCAUCGCUGGAUCAGCCGCAUAUGAUGAUCAUGCCUGAUCUGGAGGACCCAUUCUUGCCUCUUGGCGGCGGACUAUUUGUCGAUCCCUACGAAUCGAAGACUGUUAUUACAUCGCUGCUUACACGCCUGCCAGAAAUGUUCUCCGAAGUACGCAACCCAGAACCAGCGCUAUUGGCAGCAUUGAACUCCGCUCUGGCUGCGCUCGAAGGCUCUGGCGGAAAGGUUGUAUGCUCCUGCUCGGCUCUUCCUACUUGGGGUCCUGGGCGUCUAUUUUUGCGCGAUGAUGGGAACCAUGUGGGUGGAGAGUCGGACAAGAAGCUAUACACCACUGAACACCCGGCAUGGAAGAAGACUGCUGAGAAGAUGACAGCCACAGGUGUUGGUGUCGACUUCUUCCUUGCUGCACCCUCUGGCGGAUACCUUGACAUUGGCACUAUUGGCCAUGUUGCGGCUACCACUGGCGGCGAGACCUUCUACUAUCCCAACUUUAUCGCCCCACGAGAUAGCAGCAAGAUGUCGCUCGAGAUCACCCAUGCUGUUACUCGUGAGACUGGCUUCCAAGCAUUAAUGAAAGUCCGCUGCUCGAAUGGAUUGCAAGUCAAUGGCUAUCACGGCAACUUUGUUCAGCACACUUUUGGUGCUGAUUUGGAGAUUGGUGUCAUUGAUUCCGACAAGGCCAUCGCAGUCAGCUUUUCGCACGAUGGCAGACUUGAUUCUAAGCUUGAUGCCCACUUCCAGAGUGCUCUCCUCUAUACAACUGCUUCUGGCGAACGCCGCGUCCGUUGCUCCAACAUCAUCGCUAGUGUUAGUGAGACUGCUAAGGAAGCUGGAUCGCGUGAGCAAGCCAUUCGAUCAUGCAUGAAGUACGUUGACCAAGAUGCCGUCGUUGCGCUGCUCGCCAAAGAAGCCAGCACAAAGCUGGCCACAACGUCGUCUAACCUCAAGGAUGUCCGCAAUUGGCUCACUGAGCGAACCAUUGAUAUCCUUGCCAGCCACCGCAAGCAUUCGGGCAACCAGCACCCGCCAGCCGAACUUGUUAUGCCCGAGAGACUCAAGGAAUUCUGCCUGUACUCUCUCGGCCUUCUCAAGUGCCGUGCUUUCAAGGGUGGCAUCGAAAACACAGAUAGACGAGUCUACGAGAUGCGCAUGCUGAGGUCUAUGGGCGCUCUGGAGCUCAGUCUGUACCUGUACCCUCGAAUGAUCCCAGUUCACAACCUGGCUGCCGAGGAUGGUUUCGCGGAUCCUGAGACGGGACAUCUCAAGAUGCCCCCUUGCAUCCGUACCUCAUUCAGCAUGGUUGAGCCUGGUGGUGUCUAUAUUGUUGACAAUGGCCAGCAGUUCCUUCUUUGGUUCCAUGCACAGACCUCACCAAACCUGAUUACUGAUCUGUUUGGCAAGGAUCACGAUAAUCUCAAGGGCCUUGAUGCGUACACCUCCACACUCCCCGUUCUUGAUACGCAUCUUAACGCCCAGGUCCGCAACAUCAUCGAGUUCCUCCGCGCUCUUCGAGGCUCCAAGGGACUUACCAUCCAGCUCGCUCGUCAAGGUAUUGAUGGAGCCGAGUUCGACUUUGCCAGAAUGCUCAUUGAGGAUCGCAACAACGAGGCACAGUCGUACGUUGACUGGCUGGUUCACGUCCACAAGGCCGUUCAGCUUGAGCUAAGCGGUCAGCGUAAACGCGAGAUUGAUGCUGGUACGACGUCGUUGCAGGGCCUUCGCCCUGCCUACUGGACCAUGUAAAGUGACGACAGGUGUGAUGAGGAGUAGCGCUAGAACAAAAGCAGUCGAAUGAGUUUUUCUAUGAUGAUAAUACACAAUAUUUUUUUUCCGUUUCGUACCCCUAUGAGUCCAUCACCAACAGUGUAUAUUGGCGCCUUCAGUACCAUCUCUAGCUAAUUAAUAAUCUUGUCCUAUUUAAUACAAGGUGUAUAUAGCAUGCAGGCCCCGUUUCCUGGUCGAGCCACCGCCCGUGAGAGCUCUUGCGCGUUUUGACCUAUUUCUAGCAAGUAAUCAUGUGUAGGUUGUAUCUAGGAUCUGGUUGGCGGAGGAUCCUUUGAAUCUCGCCAGCAUGGAAAGUGUGCGCAAAGAUCGCCAUAUCUGGAGCAUGCCGUUGCUCUAAUAGCUUGAGAACGGGCGGUGCCGGCUUUCCCAGCGCCUUGCUAUUCUUCUUCUCCUUCUUGAGCGUCUCUUCCAUGAUGAGCUGACUUGUACUUUGCGUAACAUCUUCAAAUACAAACGCAACGUAGCGAAACUGACCGCGCAGAUCGGGAUCAAACAGGAAUAUCUCUCGCCACAUUUCCGCAAGCUCGGUCGGGGGAUUGCGAUAGGCAUUUCCGAGACCAAAGUCGCCAAUAACAACGGAGUGAUAUCCAUUAUGUAGACAUAUGCGAAGAGCCCCGCGCAUCUUGUCACGGAUAAGAUCGCGCUCCUCGGCAAACGAGUACUUCAGGCCAUUGUCCUUUAGCUUCGGCCACCGCGUAGGUGGGACGGAGAUAACUGGAAGGUCGUACCAUUGUUCGAGUUUCUGGUAAUGCUCAUCGGCUGCACGGCAUAAAACGACGGCAUCGGAUAGAAUACCGCCUGUUGACGGGAUCGGGUAAUUGGAUUCCGCGCGUCUCGUUGGCCAGGGGGUGUUAAGAGUAGCAGCUAAAUUGCUCCGCCGGCAUAACCUCUCCUCAUAUGUGUGGGAUCCAGUCUCCCAAUCGCCGCCAGGGCGUCUUUCGUUUGCAGUGCAAAUCAGAGGAACGCGGAUCCGUGCGCCGCCAGCGCUGAGGCUAUCUUCAGUAUCACGAUGGCUGUAUUCGAUUGCCUUCAUAGCCGGGUCGCCGGCUUCCACUACAAAUAUUGGAGGUUGUGUGCUGGUGGAAUAACGCUUGAUGGAGAGUUCGAGGACGGGCUGGGAAUAUAAAGUUGAGUAUGGAGGAAAGGUGUCGGCAUAUUGGGUAUUUAUUAGUGGGAUGAAGUUGCGUUUAGUAUCCGCCGCUAUUUCGGAUGGCCGAGGUUUGCUGCUCUUUUGACUGGGAGGCAUGAUGAAUGUAGAGAGGUGACCACCUUGUUGAAGAAAAUGAAGAAUCGCUAAAGGUAUGUUCUCGGUGGAUGGAUUGCGGUGAUGUUAUACAGAAGUAAAUGUGAGAGGCUUCGCAAAUAGUUGGCUGUAAAGCAGGCGACCGUUUUCAACUUAUAUAUGUGCGAAUUCUGCGUGGGCAGUCCGUCUGCUCCGAGUGGAAGAAAUUUGGUAGAAAUAUUCAAGUCAAGGAAAACACAGAUUCGCGUCUUUUCAUGUAGGGCUUAAAGGUCUUAGGUAGAUCGAAGCGAGGUUAUCGAGUGGCUUCCACGCUUUGUGUGACGUAUAAGUUACCGGGACGCGAACUACAUGUUUGGCACAGAUUGUGUUGAAAAGGGCAAGCGAGCGGCAGAAAGGCGAGAUAUGAAGGAACCGAGGGAUCGCAAAAGUAAUUUAACGUCGGACGAGCAAU